CUUACCUAAAAACAGGAAGCAGCGAGGCAUGCUCACUCACUCAAACCAGAAACAGUGAAAAAUACGAAAAAGGGAUAAAACUACCGUAGAAAGCUAUUUCCGCGCUUUAGUUGUUUUACCGAAGAUUCUUUAAAAGGAAGGAGACGUUGGUGCGCCGCUUUUAUUUAAUUGUGGUGGAUGCAGUUGAUUGAAUCCAAAAGAAGAGGUCUCAGUUGACGACAUGGGACAGCACCUGGUGAAACGUGAGGCACAAGAAGAGGUGCCACCAUCAGAACCUGAAGAAGCCCUGGUCACCACUGAUCCAGAUGACAACGAGGUUUUCGGCCAGGGUGAGGCAGAUGUAAACCAGAACAAUGGGAGCCCCUCGGAGAAGACAGCGGCGACUGACUCCACGGGAGCAGGGGGCCCGAAGAAUGCCUGGAGCGACGCCAACGCAGCUGACCCCAACGCCGCCCGCCCCCACUUGGUCCGCCUCUUCUCCCGAGAUGCCCCGGGGCGGCAAGACAACACCUUCAAAGACCGCCCCUCUGAGUCAGACGAGCUGCAUACCAUCCAGGAGCACUGCGGAACAGGCGGCGAGUCGGGUUCGGAUUGCGGAGAGCAAGACGCAGACUAG
Messenger RNA from Conger conger (European conger), 616 nucleotides. RefSeq names its product myelin basic protein-like. The transcript has 4 exons. Bases 221 to 616 code for a protein of 131 amino acids. Lineage: Eukaryota; Metazoa; Chordata; Actinopteri; Anguilliformes; Congridae. Gene Ontology annotation, molecular function: structural constituent of myelin sheath. The record is from RefSeq and is a predicted model, not a curated record.